Exaiptasia diaphana is the source of this 501-nucleotide messenger RNA. RefSeq lists its product as uncharacterized. Bases 1 to 501 code for a protein of 166 amino acids. The transcript has a single exon. The record is from RefSeq and is a predicted model, not a curated record. NCBI's taxonomy places the organism in Eukaryota, Metazoa, Cnidaria, Anthozoa, Actiniaria, Aiptasiidae.
AUGGAGAUUGAGCGUCCAUCUGACUUUGAGCUCCAAWCAACAACAUAUUCAACUUAUAAAAGCAGAAAUACUGUCAAAGGUCUUAUUGGACUGUCUCCUACUGGCCUUACUACAUUUGUGUCUCCUCUGAUGGAAGGAAYCAUCAGCGAUAAUGAUAUUACAGCUCAAAGUGGCUUGUUAGAAAAACUAGAAAAAGGUGACGCAAUAAUGACAGACAGGGGUUGGACAAAUAAAUCAGCUCUACUUAAGCAUGGAAUUAGGCUAGCUGUUCCUGAAUUUCUAAUGGAUAAGAAGCAGUUCCUCCUACCAGAUCUAGUCAGGUCAGUUUCUAUAGCAAGGUUAAGGAUACAUGUAGAAAGAAGUAUUGGCAGAGUAAAGCAAUGGAAUAUUAUAAYCAAUAGAAUACCUMUGACACACUGGAACAARUUYAAUGACAUUUGGUUUGUCUGUGCAAGUUUGCCACUUUUCUGGCCACCAAUUAUUGAUGUUGAAGAUACCUAG